This is a messenger RNA of Anguilla anguilla (European eel), 4522 nucleotides long. Its product is annotated as protein FAM184A-like. The transcript has 18 exons. The record is from RefSeq and is a predicted model, not a curated record. NCBI's taxonomy places the organism in Eukaryota, Metazoa, Chordata, Actinopteri, Anguilliformes, Anguillidae. The coding region runs from base 22 to 3444 and encodes 1140 amino acids.
UGCAAGCCAAGGACCUUGAAGAUGGCGUCAGGAACGAGUUGGCAGCAAGACUAUUAUGGUACUGGCAAUUCAUCCUCUGGGCCAGGGAAAUAUAAUCCUGAAAUAAUAUCAUCGAAAAUGUCUUACCAGCAGUCGAGCCUAACCACGGAAUAUACCAAAGAUAUGCACCUGAAAAUGAGCAAGAAAAUAGCACAGCUUACAAAGGUGAUCUAUGCACUCAAUACCAAGAACGACGAGCAGGAAGCGGACCUCCAGGCCCUCAAGGAGGCACAUGAUGAGGAGGUGCAGCAGAUCCUGUCAGAAACCCAGGAGAAGAUCCUGGAAUACCAGAUUCGCAUCGAUGAGGAGACUGACCUGAGGCGAAGGCUCCAGUCGCUGGAGGAGUCUGCUGAGCUCCACGAGCGGGCCAAGCGGCAGGCGCUGGCUGAGUUUGAGGCCUACCGGCAGCACGUGGAGGGCUCCCAGUUAUGCACUGAGGUGCAGCACACCCAGCAUAUCAUCGCUGCCUCUGGCGAGGCCGAGGAGAUGUGCCGGGACUUUGAGGAAAGCCUCCAUGUCUUCAAGCAGACCCGGUCCCGUCUGGAGUGUGACAAGUGCUGCACCUUAGAGGAGCUUCUCCAUGCCCAUGCCGAGGAGCCUGAGGAGCCCAGCCUACUCCACCGGGCUGAGGCAGAGUCCUUGGUGGAACUGAUGGAGGGCCUCCGGCAAGACCGGCAGCGGCUGGCAGAGGAGUAUGAGGCCCGGCUGUGUGAGGCCCGGGCCUUCUACGAGCAUGAGCUGGAGGCUGCCAAGCGCACUCAGCGGUUGACUGCCGAAAGCCUGCUGGCCUGGAAGAAGACAGAGGCAGAGCUCCGGAAGGAGUUCCAGGUGCAAGAGGCGGGACUCCAGCGGGCACUGGGAAAAAUGCGGGCAGAACUGCAAAGGGUGCAGGAGGAGGCCCGGGAGAACUGGGAGAAAUCCAACAGACAGCAGACCUCACUGAACACUGCUGAGAGCAUCAUCCGGGACCUGCACAGGCAGCUGGAUGAGGCAGUGCAGGAUAGAGAGAUUACUGCAAUUCGGCUGCAGGAGACUGACUGUGAACUGGAAGCAUCCCGGGACAGAGUCCAGCAGCAGGCCACAGAGAUCCUCCUCAAAGCCAGCCAGGUUGGCUCUCUACAAGCCAUACAGGUGACCUACGAGGCAUCCCUUCGUGAGCUGGAGCUAGAGAAGUCCUGUCUGAAGGAAAAAGUCCAUCGGCUGGAGGAAGAGCGAGGGGCAGUCCUGAGCAAGAGCCAGGCACUUGAUGAUCAGCAGAAGGAGGAGAUCCUUGCCCUGGAGAAGACACUUAGAGGGGAGAAGAAAGCCCAUGAAAAGGAGGUAACAGACAUGCGCCUCAAGUAUGAGAAGGAAACAGUUCGUCUGAAGGAGGACCAAGCCCACAUUUUAGCAAAGCUGUCUGAGAAGCAUCAGGCCAUGCUGGAGACCACACAGAAUUCCGCUGAGAAGGACAAACGUCUUCUGCUGGCUGAGAAGGAGCAGCAGUUUGAUAAAGAACGAUUCUCAUUGGAGGAGCAGAAGACUUGUCUCCGAGAACAACUGGAAACCCUGGGCCAGGAGCUUAGCAGUAAGCUCAACACAACAAAUCAGGAGAUGACACACCUGCAGGAGAAGGUGCAUCAGGGUGAGCUGGCCUUCACUUCAGCCCAGAGCCACAUUGCUAGUCUGAAAGCAGCCCAAGAGAAGCUGCUGACUGAGCUUGAUGCCACCAGGGCUCGACUGAGGGAGACCAGCAACCUCUUGACUGCACUACAGAGUCAGAUGGAGACCCAGAAAGAGGAGCAUGAGGCCAGGCUCGUUGCUGUGAAAACUGAGGAGAAGCUGAAAAUGGACAAGACUGCCUUGGAUUUGGAGCUCAAAUGGACUGAGACCCUAAGACAGGAGUGUAAGAAACUGAGGGAGGAGUUAAGGGAAGAACAUGAAGAGGAGAAGCGGGCGGCUCUGGUAGAGCUGUCCCAACUGAAGGACCAGGAGAUGAGUGUUGCUAGAGAGGGCUGGCAGAGGAGAGGGGAGGACCUGCUGGAGCAGAUAUCACUGCUCAAACAGAGCCUGGAGCUGCAGCUGUUGCAGUCCCAGAAAUCCCUGCAGCAAUUACAGGCCCAGUUCAGUCAGGAAAGGGAGCAUCUGAGCCAGCAACUGCAGGAGCUGAACCAGGAGCACCAGCAGAGGGAGCAGGGCCUGAAAGAGACCCACCGUUAUGCCACCCGCAGACAGGAGGAGGCUCACCAGCUGGAAAUCAAGGAGCUGGAGGCAUGUCUGAGACUGAAGCAGAAGAAGGACCUGCAGUCGAUGAGAGAGGGGCACCGGCGGAGUUUGGAGACACUGCAUCAGCACUCAGAGCAGGAGCUUCAGACGCUGCGCUUCGAGUUGGAAGAUGAGGGCAAGGCCAAACUGGCAUCCCUGCGCUCGGAGCUGAAUCACGUCCAUGCCUCAGCCAUCGAGCACCUGCGCCAGACCCAGCAACAGGAAACAGCUGCUGCCAAGCUGGAGCUGAAUCACAUUCUGGAGCAAACCCAGAAACAAGAGAGGGAUCUUACGGGACAGAUUGUGGAGCUGCAGGAGGAGCUGAGCAGCAGGAGGAACCGUAUAACCAACCUGGAUCAUGAGAUCCACUCUCUCAAUGAGACCAUAAGCACACUCACCAAGGAGUUGGAGCUCAAGGGCCAAGAAGUACUCAGGAUUCGUAGCGAGGCCAGCCAACAAAUGAGGGCCCAUGAGCAGGACCUGCUGAAGAAGCAUGAGAGGGAGAUGGGCGAGCUGAAUGCAACUCACAGCAAGGACAUGCAGAACAUGCUGUCAGAUUUCAACAAGGCUCAGGAGCUGCUGAAGGACAAGAUCUCUGCGCUGCAGAUCUUGUAUGUGUAUGUGCACAUAUGUGCAUGCCCUUGUAGGCUUGAGGGUACAGAGAACAAAUUCCGGAAAAGAGAGAGUCGGGCUGAGGAUCUCCAGGCGAUUGCGGAGCUAAAGGACAUGGUGUCAGAGAGGGAAGCACUGGUCAAGAAGCUAGUGGAUGACAAAAAAUUCUAUCAGCUGGAGUUGGUGAACAGAGAGACUAACUUCAACAAAGUGUUCAACCCCAGCCCCAAUGUUGGCGUCAUUAACCCCCUCGUAAAGCAAAAGAGAAAGAAUGACAAGUCAGGGAACAGAUUCACCAGCUCUCCAAGUCUAGGCGCUCUGGAAUUGUCUGGGACAGGGAGAGGGCCUCCCCCUCCCAGCCAUCUAGACCCUGCCCCCAACUCCCCAAUUCACCACCCUGAGCUCGACACUAUCAAACCUGUGUCCCCAUCAAACCCUCCUCUGAAAGAGUCCACCAAACUCACGAGCCUUCCUGAUAAGGAAGAGUCACCCACGGCAACACCUGACUCCCAACGACAAGAGUGGUUUGCUCGAUACUUCUCCUUCUGACCUUUCCUCCAUGAGGCAGUUGCAAAGCACAUUUGUGAAAGUCCAGAGUGACUGCCCAGUGAUAAACCAUUACACUGUUCUUUACUUCACUCUGAACGAUGUGUAUGUACAGUGAUGAUAAGUACAUCAGACAUGGCCUCUGAUGCCAUUUCCCAUUGAGUGGUGCAUUAAUAUUUAAUAUUUCCUUUAAAUUCCAUACAGGAUCUCAUCUCCAUACCUUACUUUAGAAAUGCACAGGGAGUUUGCUACUGUUGCAUCAACAAUUUUAGUAGAACAGAACCAUGAUGAUGUCUUGCCGAAUUUUUAAAUAAUGUGAUAAUUUAUUUUAUAUUAUAAAACUCAUGAUUGUUACAAUUAAACAACUGACAUUUUUUUGUGACAUUGUUAUUGGUCAUCUUGAAUUUUGCUACUGUUCCAUCAACAUCAGUAGACAGAAUACAACCUUGCCUUAACAGAUAUUAUGAUGUCCCGCCGUUAUCAAACUUUGGUUAAAAAAUCAUAUAUCAAACAUUGGUUAAAAAAACAAAAACAUUAUGGAGUUCACUUUGGAAUUACUUGGAUUUCUGCAUUAAUUGCUCAUUAAAUGUGGUCUGAACUGCAUCUAAGUCUGCUUAAACUAAUAACUAAUAAUUAUACUUCUUGUCAAUCCUGAAUGCAUAUAUUUAAAUAUUCAGUCUUGGUUGGAAAUAGUAUGUGAAUGAGUAAUUAAUGCAGAAAUCUAAGUAAUUCCAAAGGGUUCACAAACAUUUUCUUGAAACUAUACAUAUAUAUAUAUAUAUAUACUGUACUCCACAAUUUUAGAUUUGUAAUAAAACAAUUCACAUGUGGUUGAAGUACACAUUCCCAGCUUUUUAAAGGGUAUUUGGUUCCCUCAUGCAGAAAUUACACUUUUUAUACAUUUCAAUUGCUUCCUUAGUGCAGGUAUAAGAAAGCUUUCAGUAUUUAUUUUGGAUUCUAACAUUUGAUUGCCUUUGGAGUCUGAUAUUGUUGUUUCUUAACAGGAGGACCAGAGUUGUGCCAAUGAAAGUCAAGGAAGCCAUUUAGAAAUGCUGUAUUUUCUACAUGAUGAAACUAAAAU